AUGGAUCUCGCACCGGCCCCAGAUACAACGCCUAGUCUCGGAGGCGACGCAUUCGACCCAUUCUCGUUCUUCUCAAAUAGUGUGGGCCUCCCUGCGUUCAUUGCUGCAUUGCUCUAUCCUCAAGUCAAGGAGAUCUCGAAACGCUUCCCUCGGCUAUGGAAACUUCUCAGCGCUGCCGUUGUGGUACAGCUCACAUACCGGUACACCCAAGCGAAGUUGAAGAGCUUGGUCGCAUAUCUGGUCAAGCUAUGUGCAUCGUCGAUCAAGAUACAGUAUGGCGACGAGCUCAUGGGCUGCUUUCAACGAUGGCUCGACAAACAAAAGCCAUCUAUGACACAUCGCGAGCUCAUCACAGCGAGGUCAUUGCAGUCGAAGCACUCCUGGCGGCCAUGGGACACUCAAGAGGACCUCACCACGACCCCUGAAGGUGUCGAUGCAACGAAUAUUCUCCUUCGACGGAACUACAACGUGCGAAUGUUCCGGCAUAAGGGACGCUUCUUCUGGCUGACCCAAACUUUAAACGUUGAGAACACCCCAGAGACUGGAGCCGUAACUAGGAAGUCACUGAUGAUCUGGACCCUGGGAAACUCUGUGUCGCCAAUUGCGGCAAUACUGGACGAGGCAGUCAAGGAACACUCGAACGAUGGAGAAAAAGCAGCAACAACUCUCUUCACACCCUUUCCUAAUCACCAAAAUUAUGCUUGGGAUGACAACUCAACUGGUAUCUGGAGAAAGCAUGCGGUCAAGCCUUGUCGGCCACUGGAUACGGUCUACCUGGCGGGCCAUCAGCGAGAGCUGAUUGAGCAUGAUGUGGCAAGAUUUUUGCAUGCGGACACGGCGGCAAGAUAUCGAUCGAGGGGUAUCCCACAUCGGCGAGGUUAUCUGUUCUAUGGACCACCAGGUAAUGGCAAGAGCUCAUUGGCCAUGGCAUUGGCUGGUCACUUCGGCCUCAAUGUGUACAGUCUCAGCCUGCGCGACGCUCAGAUGAGCGAUACCUUCCUGUCGCAGCUCUUUAACGCUCUCCCAUCGUCAAAAGUGCUUGUGCUCCUUGAGGACAUAGACUCCGCUGGACUCAAGCGAGAAGAGGAAUUUGAAGACGACGACAGUAGCAUCUACGACCUACCAGCAAACAACUACCUCAAUACAGGCCUCCUCCCUGAUGGAACUUUCCCUCGCAGACAUCGAAUACCACCUCCACGUAUCACCAAUGUCACACUGUCUGGAGUUCUGAACGCGCUUGACGGUAUAGCUGCCCCCGAGGGCCAUAUUGUGGUGAUGACAACCAAUGCUCCGGACUCGCUCGAUAAAGCUCUUACACGACCCGGACGUAUCGAUACCAAGAUUGAGUUCAAGAAUGCGAGCCCGAAACAGCUGUACGAUAUCUUCCAUCGCAUGUACCGGGACGAACACGCCACUCUUGACGAUGCAAGUGGUCCUUUGGUCGCGCCAGGGCAAGGUACGAGCGUCAAUUCGACAGCAUCCACAACCAGCACCAACAAGGCAAUGUUGGCAACCUCAACCGGUAUGCACGAGGAGCUGGCCACGGUCACGCCGGCUGGUACUGAUGAGAAGUCGACUAUCUUGGAGGAUGGCUCGAGCAACAGCUCUACUUCUCUCUUCAACGAAACAAGCAACGAGAAGUCCUUUCCAGCUAGUGCUAAAAUAAGCGGCGCCGGGGACGACUCCACAGACUCUUCUCCCACACCCUCUACGCACGGCACCGAAGAUGAGAACGAUGGUUCAGCCAAGGCUACUGGUUUGGAAGCAGCAUCUACUCCUUUACCGCCAAGUGGUGCGUCUGCUGCUCCAAAAUUGUCCUUCCACUAUACACCGCUCGAGCCGCAAGUCCUAGACAAACUCGCCACCCAAUUCUCGCAACGUAUUCCAGCGCAGGAGCACUCUCUCGCCUCCGUCCAGAACUACCUCCUAGGCAAGGUGGACCAACCACACCUCGCAGUCCGUGAGGCGGCUGCGUGGGCCGCGGAGGAACGCAAAGAGAAAGAGGAGUACGAGAAGCGGAAAGCUGAGAAGAAGCUCAAGCGUGAGUUGGAGCAUGAGAAGCGCAUGAAGGCGCUCAAGGGUAACAUGGACGCCGGUAGCGGUGGUGGCGAUGUCAGCAAUCACGUUCUAGCAGCGGAGGCUCAACAAUCUCUGCAGCAGCAGGAACUUAUUCGCGAGCAAGCGCUUGCUCAGGCGGCCUUUGCUGAGGAGGUCAUUCUCGAUUAG
Cyphellophora attinorum is the source of this 2226-nucleotide messenger RNA. Its product is annotated as putative mitochondrial chaperone BCS1-B. Gene Ontology annotation, cellular component: mitochondrial inner membrane. NCBI's taxonomy places the organism in Eukaryota, Fungi, Ascomycota, Eurotiomycetes, Chaetothyriales, Cyphellophoraceae. The transcript has 2 exons. The record is from RefSeq and is a predicted model, not a curated record. Gene Ontology annotation, biological process: protein insertion into mitochondrial inner membrane from matrix; mitochondrial respiratory chain complex III assembly. Gene Ontology annotation, molecular function: ATP hydrolysis activity; ATP binding. The coding region runs from base 1 to 2226 and encodes 741 amino acids.